CCUUACGGAAAUGGAUGUGAUGUAACUUUAUUAUGAUUCUGUGUAUUCAUGUUGUCUUUUUAGGAUAUAGUAAUAACUUCGCUUUUAUCUAUAAGAUUGUAAAUAGUAUUUAAAAGCGAUUGUGAAGAACUUUUCUAUAUAUGCUAGGCAUGGCUGCUAUAUUGUCUCAAUAUAGUUCGACAGGUUUUUAUAAAGCUCCUGUUUCUAAAGGGAUCCUUGGUUGCAUGUUCUUAACAUCUUGUGCCCUAAAUGUGCCUCUUCUAGCUCACAUUAAGCAAUAUGUGGUUUAUAAUGUACCUAAUAUAUUUGAAAAAUAUGAAGUAUGGAGAGUUUUAACUUCCAAAUUAACGUUUUUGGAUACCAAAGAUUUAGUUUGUGGUUGCUUAUUAAUUUAUUAUUUUAGAAUUUUUGAAAGAAGAUAUGGUUCACAUAAAUUCUCAUCGUAUUUGUUAGCAGCAUGUACUGUUGCUACAAUGUUGGAGUUAAUGACAGUUUUUUUUCUUCGAAAACUUGAUAUUGAGAUCACAUUCCUGCCUACUGGACCGUAUGGCUUGAUCUUCCCCUUAUUUAUUAACUAUUUUAUGGACAUUCCUCGAGUAGCACAGACGUACAUUUUAGGUGUUCCAGUAACAGGAAAAACAUUGACUUACCUUGUAGGCCUACAGGUUAUGAGUUAUAAUGAAGCAUCAAUGAUAUCUGGUAUUUGUUCUUUAGUAGCUGGAAUUAUCUGCAGAUGGAAUGUUCUACAUAUCUUAGAUAUAAUUAAAAUACCCAAAUUUGUAGCAAAAUGUGCUGGAAUUUGUUUCAGUUGGAUUCUUGAUUCUUCCCCUCCAAGUGAGGGUUCCGUCCCCAUGGGUGCCACUUUGGAAAUCCAAAGGCAACUACAGCUUGAGAUGUUAGAACAGCAGAUGCUGCUGAAUAGAGCUUCUCGUGAAAGAGGAAACUCUAAUAAUCGCCAGCAAAUGGCUCAAGGUUAUGCUGAGCGACUUGUUCCACCCAAUAAUGAUGGUGGUCUGUUUGGUAGUUUUCAUAAUCAGAAUAUUUGGAACAAUGCCUUUAAUCCUUCAGCCUUUCUGAGAAGAGGUCAUCAGCCUGAAGCAAGUACUUCCACAGAUUCAGGGGACAUACGAAAUGGUAUCAAUCAGAAUCAUGCUGUUGUCGCUGCUGCUGCUUCUACUUCUCCACCUCAAGAAGAUCAGGUGAAAACUUUAGUUGAAAUGGGAUUUGAUCGUCAGAAUGUCGUCCGUGCCCUCCAGACUUGUAAUAAUGACAUAAAUCUGGCAACUGUGAUUCUUUUAAAUGAAAGCUGAGAUAUAAUUUUAUUGUAAAUAAAUUAUAGAUCUAAGUAUGUAUUAUGUUCCUGAUGCAUAAUUGCAUACUCAGUGUAGUGUCCUUAAGUUUUUCAUAAGAAUGUAUUUUUAAUUCUAAAAUAUGAAAAGUUUUUAAACCUUGGUCUGAAUCAGAAUUAUUGGGAAAAAGGUGGUAUGUCAAAAAUCAAAUUUUUGAUAUGAUAACUGUUUUGAAGGUUGGAUUGAGCAUAAAUCUGCUUACAUUAUGCAUUUUUUAAAUGCUACACAUAUGACUUAAACCUGACAUAGUACAAAUACCUUUUGUACAUUGUAUAAGUACAUGUAUUGGAAAAUCAAAUAUCCUGGGUAUUUAUAUACAGUAAAAUUGUCUCUGUUGUACUGCCAUAUUUUUAAAUAAUGCCAUAAAUAGAAUGAUGGAAGCUUUUUUUACAUGUUUUGCUUAGUGCAAAAUAUUGUUACCAACUAGAUUUUAUUAAUUUUAAAGUAUUAAUAUUUUUCACACUCCAUAUUUUUAAGUACCACUUUUAGUUCUAACAAUAUAUUAAGCAUGUUGUUAUGUUAAACAUUUUGUACAAACUAGCAUUUCUGCUGUUUUAUUAUAUAUUCAUGUAAAGUGUGUAAGAAUUGUAGAUGUGCUUAUAAUUAAAGUGUGAUUAUUAAAACUUGGGCAUUCUUAUAUUGUUCAUGCUUGCACAUUUUAUUGUGAUAUUUAUAUCUUGCCAUUUGGACAAGACUAGUGAUAUCAAAACUGAUAUCUUAUCAAAUUUGUGCAUAUUGAAAAAUGAAGGGAGGAUAUAUAUUUAUAUAUAACUUUCCACAUUAUUUCAAGUUUGUUAUUAAAUAAUUCCUUGUUAGAAUUUGUGUAUUUACUUAGGUAUUUUAGAUAUAAGUAAUGUUCUGUCAUUUUUUUACAAAAGCAAAAUUUUUCAAAUAAAAAUAUCAAAUCUUAUUAAUUAGUAUUAAGAAUAAAUGUUCAUUAUGCA
Messenger RNA from Stegodyphus dumicola, 2293 nucleotides. RefSeq names its product ubiquitin-associated domain-containing protein 2-like. Gene Ontology annotation, cellular component: membrane. The record is from RefSeq and is a predicted model, not a curated record. Lineage: Eukaryota; Metazoa; Arthropoda; Arachnida; Araneae; Eresidae. Gene Ontology annotation, molecular function: protein binding; serine-type endopeptidase activity.